This is a messenger RNA of Ostrea edulis (European flat oyster), 549 nucleotides long. Its product is annotated as glutamic acid-rich protein-like. Gene Ontology annotation, molecular function: DNA binding. NCBI's taxonomy places the organism in Eukaryota, Metazoa, Mollusca, Bivalvia, Ostreida, Ostreidae. The record is from RefSeq and is a predicted model, not a curated record. The transcript has a single exon. The coding region runs from base 1 to 549 and encodes 182 amino acids.
AUGAUUGAGUGUUCAGAGUGUCAUGCUUUAUUUUCUCACAGAGAUGUCAUGAUGCGUCACAAAAGACUAAAACAUGGGGACAACGAUGAGGGAGAGGAUAUUGACAUGACUGAUGUAUCUCCAACACAGAGUGAUACUGACAGUGACGCAGAGGAAGACAAUAUCGUCUUUCGCCAAAUGGCACAUAAAGCGCGAAAACAUACAGCUGCAGAGUGGCAGAAGAGAUACGAGAAAUACUUGAACCAAAAUAUGUCAGAAAAGAAGGCUAGUAAGAAAGCAGACGAAAAAACCAAAGGAGAAACUUACCAACAGUUUAGAAAACUGUAUGAGCGGUUCCUUUACGAUCAGUAUCAGUUGCAAGAAGACACAACGCACGAACAGGUGACGGACGCCAUCGAUGAAUUUGUGUCCGACAAUCAUGGAUUAAAAAAAUCCAUUAAGAUGGCUCUUCGCAAAAACAAAUAUUUACUUGAAUCUUACCUAGAUAAGUACGACAAUGAUGAAGACGAGGAGGAAGAUAAGGAGGAAGACGAGGAGGAGGAGGACUAG